AUGGAUGCUAUGAGCCGCGCCUUAAGAAAAGCUGCUCGGUCACCAUUCUCAGAUGACAUUGAACGGGCCCCAAUGCCAAAUAGGUUCACCCGACCACCAUUUAAUUCCUAUGAUUGGAAAACAGACCCGGUGGAGAAUAACAGCCACUACAUCCAAAUGAUGUCUCUGCAUACUCAUAAUGAUGCGCUAAUGUGUAAGGUAUUUCCCUCAAACCUUGGGCCCACAGCAUUGAAAUGGUUUAAUGGGUUACGGAAGGGUUCCAUUCACAGUUUCGCUGAACUAAUCCAAGAAUUUGGUGUUCGGUUUGUGACCUGCAGCCAGGUACCGCAACCGGUGGACGUGUUGCUUUCUAUGAAAAUGAGGGUUGAGGAAACCCUUCGCAGUUAUACCAGCCGGUAUUGGGAGUUUUACAAUAAGAUAGGUGAAGGCAACGAAAAGAUUGCGGUGAACACCUUUAGGAUGGGGCUCCCCGAGGACUCCGGACUACGGGAAUCACUGACGAAGAAGCCUCCCGAAAGUAUGAGACAGCUAAUGAGGCGCAUUGAGGAGUAA
Molecule: messenger RNA, 552 nt
Organism: Quercus lobata
Lineage: Eukaryota; Viridiplantae; Streptophyta; Magnoliopsida; Fagales; Fagaceae
Exons: 1
Coding region: 1-552 (183 amino acids)
Source: RefSeq, a predicted model, not a curated record